Procambarus clarkii (red swamp crayfish) is the source of this 471-nucleotide messenger RNA. RefSeq names its product spore coat protein SP85-like. The record is from RefSeq and is a predicted model, not a curated record. NCBI's taxonomy places the organism in Eukaryota, Metazoa, Arthropoda, Malacostraca, Decapoda, Cambaridae.
AUGGUUAAAUCCUUCACCAAGAUAUACCCACGUGCUCACAGAUAUACCCACGUGCCUACAGAUAUACCCACGUGCCCACAAAUAUACCCACGUGCCCACAGAUAUACCCACGUGCCCACAGAUAUACCCACAUGCCCACAGAUAUACCCACGUGCUCACAGAUAUACCCACAUGCCCACAGAUAUACCCACAUGCCCACAGAUAUACCCACAUGCCCACAGAUAUACCCACGUGCUCACAGAUAUACCCACGUGCUCACAGAUAUACCCACAUGCCCACAGAUAUACCCACGUGCUCACAGAUAUACCCACAUGCCCACAGAUAUACCCACGUGCUCACAGAUAUACCCACAUGCCCACAGAUAUACCCACGUGCCCACAGAUAUACCCACGUGCCCACAGAUAUGCCCACAUGCCCACAGAUAUACCCACAUGCCCACAGAUAUACCCACCAACCAGCAAAUCUGAAUGA